This is a messenger RNA of Pristis pectinata (smalltooth sawfish), 3101 nucleotides long. RefSeq names its product hydroxysteroid (17-beta) dehydrogenase 4 (gene hsd17b4). NCBI's taxonomy places the organism in Eukaryota, Metazoa, Chordata, Chondrichthyes, Rhinopristiformes, Pristidae. The record is from RefSeq and is a predicted model, not a curated record. Bases 31 to 2268 code for a protein of 745 amino acids. Gene Ontology annotation, molecular function: oxidoreductase activity. The transcript has 24 exons.
UCGGUGGCCGGGUCUAACAAGAGCUGCGAGAUGGCUGGGAUUAUGUCUGCUGUCCCUUUGCUCUUCGAUCGGAAGGUGGUACUGGUGACAGGGGCCGGAGGAGGUUUGGGAAGAGCAUAUGCAUUACUGUUUGCAGAACGAGGAGCUUCUGUCGUUGUAAAUGACCUUGGUGGUGACAUCAAAGGAGGAGGCAAAAGUUCAUCUGCUGCAGAUAGAGUGGUGGAAGAGAUAAGGGCAAAAGGAGGCAAUGCUGUGGCCAGCUAUGAUUCUGUUGAAGAAGGAGAAAAGAUUGUCCAGACUGCUUUAGAUGCCUAUGGAAAGAUAGAUAUUAUUGUUAACAAUGCUGGGAUUUUAAGAGACCGUUCUUUUGCAAGGAUAAGUGAUUUGGAUUGGGAUUUAAUUCAGAGAGUUCAUUUGAGGGGCUCAUUCAAAGUCACGAGAGCAGCAUGGAACCACAUGAAGAAUCAAAAGUAUGGCAGAAUUAUUAUGACUGCAUCUACUUCUGGAAUAUAUGGCAACUUUGGGCAAGCAAAUUACAGUGCUGCAAAACUUGGACUACUGGGACUUGCAAAUACUUUAGCUAUUGAAGGUCGGAAAUACAACAUCCAAUGUAAUACUAUUGCUCCGACAGCUGGUUCCAGAUUGACCCAAACUAUUUUGCCUCAAGAUAUACUGGAUGCUUUUAAACCUGAGUUUGUAGCACCUUUGGUGGUUUGGUUAUGCCAUGAAAGUUGCCAAGAGAAUGGCAGCUUAUUUGAGGUGGGAGCUGGGUGGAUUGGCAAAUUGCGUUGGGAGCGAACACUGGGCGCUAUUGUAAGACAGAAGAAUCAACAAAUGACACCCGAAGCAGUGCGUGACAACUGGGAACAGAUCUGUGACUUUGAUAAUGCAAUUAAACCCAAAAGUUACCAAGAUACAUUUUAUGAGGUACUGAACAAGCUGGGCACUAACCAGGAAAUCUCCACAAAUCCAACCAGUGGCCCAGUGCAAACUAGCACUUCAAACGUCAAUCCAUUUUUUUUAAUGCAGGUUGAAGCUAUAGGUAAAAAAAUGCCUUCGAUUGUAUAUACCUAUACCCAUCUGCAGCCUAUUCUCUAUGCUCUUGGAGUUGGCAUGACCACAAAGGAUCCAGAUCACUUGAAGUUUCUUUUUGAAAGAAAUGAAGAGUUCUCUUGUUUGCCUACUUUUGGGGUAAUUCCUGCCCAAAGUGGCAUGUUUGAUCUUGCAUCUGUUCCUGGACUGAUCAUCGACUUCACAAAGGUGUUACAUGGGGAACAAUAUCUGGAACUGUACAAACCGCUGCCAACUUCAGGGACACUGAAGUCGGAGUGUACCAUUGCAGAUAUUCUUGAUAAAGGAUCUGGUGCUGUUAUACUUGUAGAUAUUCAUACUUACAAUGGGGGAGACUUGGUCUGCUAUAACCAGUUCUCUUUAUUUGCUGUUGGAGCUGGAGGCUUUGGUGGAAAAAGGAUGUCUGAUAAAGUUAAGGUUAUUGUGCAUCCUCCUAAUAGACCACCCGAUGCUGUGAUGAGUGAUGUAACUAGUAUAAACCAGGCUGCUUUAUAUCGACUGAAUGGAGACUGGAACCCUUUGCACAUUGAUCCAAGUUUUGCAGCUGUUGGAGGGUUCAGACAGCCUAUUCUGCAUGGAUUGUGUUCCAUGGGGUUUGCUGCACGGCAUGUCUUAAAGCAGUAUGCAAAUAACGAUGUGACAAAAUUCAAAGCGAUCAAGGUUCGUUUUGCGAAGCCAGUCAUUCCUGGGCAAACGUUAGAAACAGAAAUGUGGAAAGAAGGAAACCGCAUCCAUCUUCAGACAAAGGUAAAAGAAAACAAUGAAGUUGUGCUUACAGGAGCAUAUGUCGAUCUGGAGGACACUGUAUACAAGCCCAGAGAUAAUGGUACUGACAUGCAGAGAGAAGAGCUGCAAAGUGAUGUUGUGUUUACAGAAAUAAGUCGCCGCAUUAAAGAUGUUGGCAGAGAAAUGGUAAAAAAAGUGAAUGCAAUCUUCCAAUGGGAUAUCACUAAAGAGGGGAGGACAGCAGCACAGUGGACUAUUGAUCUUAAGAAUGGUUCUGGAGAAUUGUACCAGGGAGCGGCACGGCAUCAGGCUGACACUACCUUCACAUUAUCAGAUGAAGAUUUCAUGCAAAUUGUAUCAGGAAAGCUUAAUCCUCAAAAGGCUUUCUUUUCAGGCAAGCUGAAUAUUAAAGGGAACAUUAUGCACAGCCAGAAGCUUGAAGUGAUCCUUAAAGAUUAUGCAAAGCUAUAAGAAAAUCAUGACUUUUGAGAAUAUGAAUCUGUCUCUCAGAAGCACCCAAAGGCUUUUGAACAAUGUUCAGUAAUAAAACUCCUCAAAUGAUAUUAUGUUCUCUUUUUUUUUCGUGAAUUGCUAUCAGUAAAAUCAACUGGCUUUGUUUCAAAUGGUAAAUUUGCCCAAAUUACUCAUUGGCUAACAGUUUUCUGCUUUCAUUUCUGUUUGCUUUGUCAUGAAGAAUUUCAGAUUAUAGCAGGGUGGUGUUUAUUUUUAAAUCACAGGAGAUGAGCUGUCCAUUCUUUCUGUACUCUGUGUAAUGGCCUUGAUUCUUAAUGUUUGUAUUAUUUACAAUGUUCAGAACAAAAACUAAUCAGUUCUCUGUAUUUCAUUUCUUUGUGAAAUGUCGCUAAUUUUGAGGAAUAUAAACUUGGGAGAACAUCCAUUUAUGUUUUGGCUUCAGGCGAAUGCUGGAUUUAAAAAAAAAUUCAGAGGAAGCAGUUUUUGGUUGAACAGCUCUAUUUAUACUCUGGGACAUUUUCUUAAUUUGGAAAGAUAACUUGCUGCUACUGGCAUGUCUUCCUCCUUUUGUUUCACUUUAGCAGCUUUAAUUCUGAAUAAACUGUCAUUUAAAAUAUAUGAAAGAAACUGUGGAUGAUGUUGCAUAUGUGCAUUUUUUCCAAAAAAAAAAGCCCAAUUUUUAUAUUUUAAUGUGGUGGAAAUGUAAUAUGAGUAGGCGGUUUUGUGUUUCACCGGUGUGAAUGCACAAAUUGAAGUCUCUCUCUAUUUGGAUCAUUUGGAAGAAACUAAGUAUGCCAAGCAGUCUAAAUAAAGGACACACUGAGGACCAA